AUGGGUGAAGGUGAUAAUAUCAGUAUUGCGGUGGAUCCCGAUCUGCAUCUAUCGGCCCAGAUCGCAGAGCCUGAAGAUUUCGUCUCCGAGACUACAUCUAUCGCCUCUGCAAUUGCGAAAGGUCGAUUGGAAAAUGGACGCAGAUACCAGAAUUUGAAAGAGGAUGAUUACUGGAGUCCCUCAGACGAACAACAGUUCGAGGCUUUUGAAAUGGGACACCUAGUGUGUCUCAUGUUGGAUCACCAGCGGCCCAAUCCUCUCCACAGAGCCCCAGUCAAUGAUUCUGUCAAACAUAUUCUUGACAUUGGAACUGGAAAGGGAAACUGGGCUAUAGAUGCGGCAGAUUUCUACCCAAACGCAACCGUUCGUGGCGUCGACCUUUUCCCACCUCCUUCUUCCUGGGUACCCCCUAACUGCGUGUUCGAAGUUGAUGACAUCAACCGUGACUGGACGUGGAGAGAUCCAUUCGACUUCAUCCAUAUACGCCAGCUGCUUGGAGCAUUUGACCCUGCAGGAUGGGAAAAACUAUACAAGCAAUGCUACAAGAAUUUGACUCCAGGCGGCUGGAUCGAGCAAAUGGAAUUCGAUAUCCGAGCUCUAAGCGACGACGGAUCCCUAGACCCGACAUGUGCACUCGGUAACUGGGGAGACAACUUUAUUGAGUGCGCAAACCGUGCUGGCCGGUCACUGACGACGCAGAAAACAAUGCGGGCGGCGAUUGAAGCAGCUGGGUUUGUGGAUGUACAAGAACAGCUUUAUAAGGUUCCCAUUGGGCCGUGGCCUAAGGACCCGCUGUUGAAGGAGGUUGGCCAGGUCAACUACUAUCACUGGGUCACUGGUCUCGAGGGGUAUGCUAUGUGGCUUCUUACUCAUUAUGGAGCACCGGUGCCGUGGACUACGGAGGAGGUAGAGGUUUACUUGGCUAAAGUGCGGACUGAUCUUAAGAAACCCAGUCUGCAUGCUUAUGGAUAUGCGCGGAGGGUUUGGGCUAGGAAGCCCCUUGAAGAUGAAAAGGUUGAGACGAAUGGGGAUAGUGCUGACAAAGUGGUAGCCAAAGAAUAG
Messenger RNA from Penicillium taxi, 1062 nucleotides. RefSeq names its product class I SAM-dependent methyltransferase. The record is from RefSeq and is a predicted model, not a curated record. NCBI's taxonomy places the organism in Eukaryota, Fungi, Ascomycota, Eurotiomycetes, Eurotiales, Aspergillaceae. The transcript is spliced from 10 exons. Gene Ontology annotation, molecular function: methyltransferase activity. The coding region runs from base 1 to 1062 and encodes 353 amino acids.